CAAAGAAACACAGUAUGUUUAAAAAGAUCCAUUCCAUAUUUCACCCCAACUCCCACCGAAGAAAUGCAACAGAUGACAUUCCUUACUGGGAUGGCACAGGUUCUGCUGUCAGGCUGAUCCGCAGCACCUCUAUGUAUGUCCUUGGAGAUGAGCAGGAAAAAGUGAGUGAACCAUUAAAAAAAUGCAAAAGUACAAACAGCAUUGACUCCUGCAGCCAGUCAAAAGAGGAAGACAGAGAGUGGAUGUACUCUAAGACUCAGGACUGCUUGAAAUACUUACAGGACUUAGCCUUGAGGAAAAAAUACUUUGACAACAUCAAUAAGUUGAAAUCCAUGCAUAUGACUGCAGAUUCCCCAACAUCCACAAAAUCAUCCAAAACUGGAAAGAAGUCAUUUCUUCCACUUUCCUCCAAAGAGUUUUCUAAGACAUCCAUGGAGAGAAGAAAAGUCCCACAGCCCAGUUCAGAUGUAAGAGAAGCUAUAGCAUUCUUUGACUCGGUUAUUGCAGAUCUGGAUUCAGAGAGAUGCCGGAGAGCUCCUGACAUGGACCUGCCAAAUGUGGAUGUUGAUUUUGAUGUGGCUACCAGCACAAGUGAACACAGUUUACAUUCAAACUGGAUCCUUCGUGCUCCUCGCAGGUACUCAGAAGAUACUGCCCAAACAGCAAAGGCUGCAAACCAGUCACAAAAAAACAGCCAACGAAGUACGACUGGCUCUAGGAAGAGGUUGGAAAGGCAUCCUAUGUACUUGCCCAAAGCUGUGGAGGGAGCAUACAACACAUUAAAAUUUAAGCCCAAAACACGAAAGAAAGAAUAUUGA
Messenger RNA from Centrocercus urophasianus (Greater sage-grouse), 818 nucleotides. It is a transcript of the gene CUNH13orf42, whose product is annotated as chromosome unknown C13orf42 homolog. The transcript is spliced from 3 exons. The record is from RefSeq and is a predicted model, not a curated record. The coding region runs from base 15 to 818 and encodes 267 amino acids. NCBI's taxonomy places the organism in Eukaryota, Metazoa, Chordata, Aves, Galliformes, Phasianidae.